This is a messenger RNA of Rotaria sordida, 1480 nucleotides long. The record is from the annotation of a GenBank genome assembly. NCBI's taxonomy places the organism in Eukaryota, Metazoa, Rotifera, Eurotatoria, Philodinida, Philodinidae.
AUGCCACCUGUAGGUGCUCGUCAUUUUCCUCAAUCGACUAGUCGACAUUCAAGUGGACGAGAUUAUCGAUCAUAUAUUCGUUUUGAUGAUCGAUCUAGACGUGAUAAACGUUAUGAACAAAAACGAAAACGACGUAGUAGUUCUCGAUCGGAUCAACAACGACGACGAGAUAAUACUCAACGUUCAUAUUCAAAAACAUUUGGAGAUAAAAAACGACGAAAAAUUGAAAGUGAUGAAGAAUAUGAUGAUUUAUUAAAAGAAGAAAAUGAUCCCGAAAAAAAAUUUCGUUUAAUUUUAAAAAAACAAAAUUCAAUUAUCAAAAAAACAUUAGCAAAAUCAUUUGGUUUGAGUACAUCUAGUCUAUCGAAGUUAUUAGUCGAUAAAUGUGAUGAAGCAAUCAAAAAUUCAAUUAUAUCAAAAUCUAAAACACAAUUUGAACGCAAACAACCUGAGGAUUCUGAACCAAUUCAAACAUCACGUGUUGUUACUGAUGAAGUUCAUUUAUGUGAUGAAAUAUCUCGUUCAGAUGUUGAUGAAAGUGAUGAAGCACCAAAUAAUGAUUAUAGUCAACAAUUUGUAAAUAUUAGUCAAAGACCACAAAAUUAUAUUCGUGAUGCUGGUCUUCAAAAUCGUUUUGAAGAAUAUCCAAAAUUACGAGAAUUAAUUCGUCUUAAAGAUGAAUAUAUUGAUAAAACAAAUCCACCACCAAUGUAUUUACGUUGUGAUUUAUUAGCAAAUAAUUUUACAUUAUCAUCACUUGAGUGUGAAUUUGAUGUUAUUCUUAUUGAACCACCAUUAGAAGAAUAUAAAAGAACAAGUGGAAUUCAUUUUGAUCGUUAUGUUACAUGGGAUGAAAUAAUGAAACUUGAUGUCGAAUCAGUAGCUGCACAACGAUCAUUUGUUUUUCUAUGGUGUGGUUCGGCUGAAGGUUUAGAUCAAGGAAGAAUGUGUCUAAAAAAAUGGGGUUUUCGACGAUGUGAAGAUAUUUGUUGGGUAAAAACAAAUCGAACAAAUCCACGAUCAGCUCUAACAUUUGAAUCUGGCUCACUUUUUCAACGAACAAAAGAACAUUGUCUAAUGGGUAUUCGUGGUACAGUUCGUCGAUCAGUUGAUUCUGAUUUUAUUCAUGCAAAUGUUGAUAUUGAUUUAAUAAUAACGGAAGAACCUGAAUGGGGUGAUCCAAAUAAACCUAUUGAAUUAUAUCAUAUUAUUGAACAUUUUUGUUUGGGUCGUCGUCGUCUUCAUUUAUUUGCACGUGAAUCAACAAUAAGACGUGGUUGGUUAUCAAUUGGUUCAGAUAUUUGUACAUCAAAAUUUGAUAAACGUAUAUAUAAAACAUAUUUUGAAACACCAAUUACACAAGUUGAAAAUUUAACUGAACGUAUUGAACAACUUCGACCAAAAUCACCACCACCAAAAGGUCUUAAAGCAAUAGCAGGAACAACAGCAACAACAACAACAAAUUCAAAUUUAAAUUCAA